This is a messenger RNA of Cornus florida, 795 nucleotides long. RefSeq lists its product as uncharacterized. The coding region runs from base 1 to 795 and encodes 264 amino acids. Gene Ontology annotation, molecular function: RNA-DNA hybrid ribonuclease activity; nucleic acid binding. The record is from RefSeq and is a predicted model, not a curated record. The transcript is spliced from 3 exons. NCBI's taxonomy places the organism in Eukaryota, Viridiplantae, Streptophyta, Magnoliopsida, Cornales, Cornaceae.
AUGAAGAAAGAUGUCCCUUUUACAUGGGACCAAGCUUGUCAGAAUGCUUUAGACAACAUCAAGAAAUACCUGCUUAAUGCCCCGGUGUUAGGAGCUCCAACACCUGGAAAACCGCUUGUACUAUACAUUGCGGCUCAAGAGGAAUCGCUCGGGGCUCUCCUCGCACAAAAUAAUGAAGAGAAUAAGGAAAAGGCUUUAUACUAUUUAAGUCGGAGGCUGACUGCAACAGAGCUUAAAUAUCCUUCAAUUGAGAAGACUUUCAAAGGACAAGCCCUUGCCGAUUUCUUAGCUGAUCAUCCAAUAUCAGCUGAUUGGGAGAUUUUUGAAGACUUUCCUGACGAGGAAGUGUUCUUUGUUGAUGUCCUUCUGCCAUGGAUGAUGUUCUUUGAUGAUGCAGCACGGUCCGAAGGAGCAGGAGCAGGCGUGGUGUUUAUUUCUCCACAAAGACAAAUUUUGCCAUAUACUUUUUCGUUUCCCGAAAAAUGCUCAAAUAAUAUGGCUGAGUAUCAAGCCUUGAUAAUUGGUCUCCAAAUGGCAAAUGAAAUGAAGAUUUCAAACAUUGAAGUUUAUGGUGACUCCAAAUUGGACAACGUUGUCUUAGAACAUGUCCCAAGGGAAGAAAAUCGCUUAGCGGAUGCUUUGGCUAACUUAGCCACAGCAAUAGCAUUGGGAGAAGCUGAGGCAAUUACCGUCCCAGUAUGCCAACAGUGGGUAUUGCCGCAGUUGCUCGAGGGCCAGUUGGAAGAAACAAAUGAAAUCUCUAUUCGGGUCAUGGAAACUGAAGACUGGAGAUGA